This is a messenger RNA of Colius striatus (speckled mousebird), 1726 nucleotides long. RefSeq names its product zinc finger MYND-type containing 10 (gene ZMYND10). Lineage: Eukaryota; Metazoa; Chordata; Aves; Coliiformes; Coliidae. The record is from RefSeq and is a predicted model, not a curated record. Gene Ontology annotation, cellular component: centriolar satellite; cytoplasm. The transcript is spliced from 12 exons. Gene Ontology annotation, biological process: inner dynein arm assembly; motile cilium assembly; outer dynein arm assembly. Bases 1 to 1542 code for a protein of 513 amino acids.
AUGAGGGCGGGGGCGGCCGCGGGGCCGCCGGGGUCCGUGUGUGUGUGUCGCCCCCCUCCGCGUGCCCCGCCUGUGUCCUCGCUCCUCCGCGCCGCCAGGGGGCGCCAGCAGCCGGGUGCGCAGCGGCGCCGCCGCCAGGGGGCGGUGGAGGUGCCGCCAGCGCGAGCCUCCCGCCGUUGCCAUAGCGACGCCGCCGCCAUGGCCGCCGCCGGGCCCGCGCCUCUGCUGCCCGCCGAGGCCGAGGCCCUGGUGCGCUCCGUGCAGGGCACCGAGCUGCGCGACACCGGCGGCCAAGGAUGGCUUCGGCAGCACGAAUGCGUGGAGAAGCUCAACAUGCACGCCAUCCUGAGUGCCUCCACUGGCCAGGAGCAGCUCCUCACCGAGCUGCUGGUCACCUACGCCAAGAUUCCUGUUCUCAUUGGGGAGCUGAUCUCUGUGGAGAUCUGGAAGCACAAGGUCUUUCCUGUGCUGUGCCGGCUGGAGGACUUCAAGCCAAGAAACACCUUCCCCAUCUAUGUGGUGCUGCAUCAUGAAGCCUCCAUCAUUAACCUCCUGGAGACAGUGUUUUUUCACAAGGAGAUCUGUGAGUCAGCAGAGGACAGCAUUCUGGAUUUAAUUGAUUAUUGCCACCGAAAACUGACCCUGCUUGCAGCUUGUAGCACCAACAGACAGACAGUGCAGCUUUGUCCUGAGGAUCUGGCCAGCCUCUCAUCCAUGCAGGAGCUGCAGAAGCAGGCGGAGACGAUGGAGUUUGAGAUUUCCCUGAAGGCCCUGUCUGUGCUGCGGUUCAUCACCGAUCAGGUGGAGAGCCUACCCCUGAGCGCACUGACACGGAUGCUGAACACCCACAACCUGCCCUGCCUCCUUGUCCAGCUGGUGGAGCAUUGCCCCUGGAGCUGCUGGGAAGCAGGUGAGCUGAGGAAGUUUGAGAAUGGCAGGUGGCACGUGGUGCCCCCCGAGGAGCGGGUGAAGAUGAGCAGACUCGAUGGGCAGGUGUGGCUGGCGCUCCUCAACCUGCUGCUCAGCCCCGAGUGCCGCCACAAGUACCACUUUGAUGGCUUCAACAAGGGCCAGCUCCUCAAGCUCCGAGCGUUCCUGACAGACAUCCUCAUUGACCAGCUGCCCAACCUGGUGGAGAUGCAGAGAUUUCUGAGCCACCUCGCAGUGACAGAGCCAGCUCCCCCCAAAAAGGAUCUCGUCCUGGAGCAGGUUCCCGUUAUCUGGGACCACAUCCAUAAGAAACACAUGGGGAAGUGGGAGGCCAUCGCCAAGCACCAAGUGAAGCACGUCUUCAGCCCCACUGAGGAGGAGCUGAAGCUCCAAGCACGCAGGUGGGCACAGACCUACAGCUUGGACAUGAUGGAGGCUCUGGCUCCCGACAAGCCCCGCUGCAGGGUGUGUGGCACAGAGGCGGCCAAGCGGUGCUCUCGCUGCCGGAAUGAGUGGUACUGCACACGGGCCUGCCAGGUCCAGCACUGGCAGAAGCACAAGCCUGCCUGCAACCUGCUGGCUGGGACACCAGGGAGUGGGGAUAACCCCUAAGAAAAGGGCUGACUGGCACCUGGCCAUAGCUCAGCUCAGCACAGAUUCCCCCCACCUCUAGCCCAGUGACCAGAUUGAAGCAGCCAGCACCGGCCCCUUCUGCCUCCUCCCAGCCCCAGGCAACACUGCUUGGGCUUGGCCUCUCCUUUCCCACUACCCACCUUCUCCAAUAAACCUCCUUGUG